AUGACGGAAAAGGUUGAAGAGAAAGGAAGUGCAGAUAAAGAUGAUUACACGCAAGAUGGCACUGUGGACCUCAAUGGAAGACCCGUCCUAAGAUCCAAGACCGGUCGAUGGAACGCUUGUUCCUUCAUCGUCGGAUACGAGAUUUUUGAGAGGAUGGCGUACUACGGGAUUGCAGCAAACCUAGUGACAUACUUGACGAAGAAGCUCCACGAAGGCACUGUGACAUCCUCGAACAACGUCACAAACUGGCUCGGGACGGUUUGGAUGACACCCAUCCUCGGUGCAUAUAUUGCCGAUGCUUAUCUUGGGCGUUACUGGACUUUCAUUUCCCCAUCCGUUGUUUAUCUCAUGGGCAUGUUCCUCCUAACGCUGGCGGUGUCGCUACCAUCGCUGAGGCCUCCUUCAUGCGCCUCAGGGAUCAAAGAAGAGGAAUGCGACAAGCAUGCCUCGGGCCUCCAGAUAGGAAUCUUCUACUGCGCACUCUACAUAAUUGCGGCUGGGACGGGCGGGACCAAGCCCAACAUCUCGACCAUGGGCGCGGACCAGUUUGAUGACUUUGAGCCCAAGGAGAGGACCCAAAAGCUCUCAUUCUUCAACUGGUGGAUGUUCAGCAUCUUCUUUGGGACACUAUUCGCGGACACAUUCCUGAUCUAUGUACAAGAAAAACUGAGUUGGGGAUUGGGCUAUUGCCUUCCCACGCUGGGGCUUGCAUUAUCAGUACUAGUGUUCUUGGUGGGCACUCCAUUUUAUAGGCAUAAAGCGCCCUCAGGAAGCCCGUUCUCGAGGAUCGCUCAAGUGUUAGUGGCGUCGAUCAGGAAGCGGAAGUUGCCUGUUCCGAGUGAUCCGAAGGAGCUUUAUGAAUUGAGCCUCGAACGAUACGCAGAGUCGAAGAAAUUCCGGAUCGAUCACUCUACUUCUAUGAGAUAUCUUGACAAAGCCGCAGUGAAGAUUGAUUCAAGCUCGCCGUGGAUGCUAUGUCCAGUGACCCAAGUGGAGGAAACCAAGCAGAUGGUCAAAAUGCUCCCAAUCCUAGCUGUGACGUUCAUCCCGAGCACCAUGUAUGCGCAGGUGCACACCCUCUUCAUCAAGCAGGGCACGACCCUGAACCGACACAUGGGCCCGCACUUCGAGAUCCCUCCCGCGUGCCUCACCGCAUUCGUAACGAUCUUCAUGCUCACAAGCCUCAUCAUCUAUGACCGGUCCUUCGUCCCUGCCGUCAGGCGCUAUACCAAGAACCCCAGAGGCAUCACAUUGCUGCAGAAUGGGGUAGGCCUUGUCCUCCACAUAAUAAUAAUGGUCACUGCUUGUCUGGCCGAGAGGCGGAGGCUGAGCGUCGCCAGAGAGAACGGCAUUGACGGUCAGUCCCAAAUUGUCCCUCUCACCAUCUUCAUCCUCCUGCCACAAUUUGCCCUCAUGGGAGUCGCCGACACCUUUGUUGAAGUGGCAAAGAUCGAGUUCUUCUAUGACCAAGCGCCUGAAGGCAUGAAAAGUCUAGGAACGUCUUAUUUUACUAGUAGUUUAGGUAUCGGGAGCUUCCUAAGUAGUUUUCUUCUCAAGACAGUCUCGCGAAUCACCAAGGAACACGGACACAAAGGUUGGAUCUUGGACAACCUUAACAUCUCCCACCUCGACUACUACUACGCGUUCUUGGCAGUCCUUACGUUUCUCAAUUUUCUCGUGUUCCUCGUCGUGGCCAAGUCUUUCGUCUACAACGAGGAAGUAACCUUUGAUAAAGAGAUGGAAGCUUUGCCUGCUAAUUCAGCUAAUCACGAGGCCAUGACUGUCGGAUGA
Messenger RNA from Eucalyptus grandis, 1791 nucleotides. Its product is annotated as protein NRT1/ PTR FAMILY 5.2. Gene Ontology annotation, biological process: transmembrane transport; dipeptide transport. Gene Ontology annotation, cellular component: membrane. Lineage: Eukaryota; Viridiplantae; Streptophyta; Magnoliopsida; Myrtales; Myrtaceae. The record is from RefSeq and is a predicted model, not a curated record. Gene Ontology annotation, molecular function: tripeptide transmembrane transporter activity; dipeptide transmembrane transporter activity.